GGCCAGACGUCGACGCCUACUUGAACCGUGGAGAGGUUCCGCCAAACCGCAUCUUCGGCCACUUCAAGUCGAACAUAUCACACGCCCACACGCCAAAAUGGCUGCAUCCGGCUCGAUCACCUGGGACUUUGACCAGGCCAGUCAGAUGGGGGUCAAGAGCUCGUCAUCCUCGACCAUCGUCAGCAACUUGCGCGAGCUCUUGCGAGACCCGAAGCGGCUCAAGGCGGUCCAACACGUUGCCCUGCGGGGCACACCGCAGAUAAAGCACCUAGAAAGCAGCCUCUUUACGAAAAGCCUCACGCCGGAUGAGACAAAAACAUUACACACCUGGAUCUCCGAGGCCCAGAUCCCGGACACCAGACAGGACGAGCAGGACCCGACAUCACUGAUCAUCGCCGUGCUCUCACGCCUCUCGGGCCUCAAGACGCUGGACGUCCAGACAUUCGACCGCACCGCCGAGGACGAGGACGCCCAGCCCGGACCCGAGGGCGACCAGUUCACAGCGCGCCUGCUGCAGCACCUCGCCGGCCCGGCGUCGGCCCCGGGCGGCCCCGGACACGCGCUCGAGACGGCCAGGGUCCUGGUCCCCCGCCCCGAGGACGACCCAGAGGACGAGAUGGACUACUACGUGUGCCCCUCGUCCCUGGCGCCGCUGUUCAGCCUGCCGCGCAUCCGGCGCAUCGAGGCCCACCGCGUCGACGACGGCGGCAAGCCCCUGGCCGCCGCGGUCGCAACCUGCCCGACGCUGAGGGAGCUCCGCCUCGUCCGGUGCCAGCUGGCGGAGGGGGGCCUCGGCGCCGUGCUGGGCGCCGCGCCCGGCCUCGCGACGCUGCAGUGCGACCUCGUCCUGGACGCGGAGCACGUGAGCGGCUGGUAUGACCUCGGAAAGGUCCGGGCUGCGCUUGAUGGCCUGAAGGGGUCUUUGGAGGACUUGUCCGUCAGGCUCAACCUCUGGUCAUCGACCGGUAUCGACUGCGGCAACGAGGGGCGGUGGGGGAUACGCGGGUCGCUGGGGUCGCUGGGGGAGUUUGGCCUGCUGACGCGGCUGGCCGUGUCGCUGCCCGUCCUGCUCGGGUGGUACGUCCAGGGCUCCCCCAGGCUCGCUGAUGUGCUGCCGGCUGGCCUUCGGUUCCUGACGAUCACGAAUGAGAUGUACUUCUGGUGGCAUUACGAAUGGAAUGGGUUCAGCUGGGACAAGAGGCGUGAGGACGAAACCCCGCGGUGGGGGUGGAUCGAGGAGAAGAUUGUCGAGUAUCUGGAAAGCCGACCGGGGAGCCUUGAAGAGUUGGUCUUGGAUAUCUCAACUUCUGCCUGGGGAGUCAGAGGCGUGCAGCUUAGAGACGCUCUGGUUUCCAAGGGCCAAGACGUUGGGGUCAAAGUAGUUGUUCAUUUCAAGCCGUCAUGAAGGGACGAACAAACAUCAUUUGAUUCGUUUCCAAUCCUAGAAUAGCGCAUAAGUCUGGAUACUUGCCCCUUUUCUAGAAAGAAAAUUUGGUGCAGUCAUGCUCAUGCUGGCGAGUGAAGUCGGGUUUACUAAUAGAGGGCCGUUGCUAAAACAAUGAGAUCUGGGGGUGAAGUAGGCAGCGCAGUACCUUUGCCAUUCGGUAUCUCUCAGUCUCUGCCAAAUUGAAAGGUCCCAGUUGCCGGGGUCUUGUCGCCAACGGGUGACAGUUCUGGCUGCUUAGUUUUGCAAGCAUUUGCUAAUAACAAUUAUAGAUAUAUGCUCGUUCUCACUCA
Diaporthe batatas is the source of this 1737-nucleotide messenger RNA. RefSeq lists its product as uncharacterized. The coding region runs from base 98 to 1405 and encodes 435 amino acids. The record is from RefSeq and is a predicted model, not a curated record. Lineage: Eukaryota; Fungi; Ascomycota; Sordariomycetes; Diaporthales; Diaporthaceae. The transcript has a single exon.